Aspergillus melleus is the source of this 300-nucleotide messenger RNA. Its product is annotated as copper chaperone. NCBI's taxonomy places the organism in Eukaryota, Fungi, Ascomycota, Eurotiomycetes, Eurotiales, Aspergillaceae. Gene Ontology annotation, molecular function: metal ion binding. The coding region runs from base 1 to 300 and encodes 99 amino acids. The transcript is spliced from 3 exons. The record is from RefSeq and is a predicted model, not a curated record.
AUGAUUGAACCCUUCCAGACAACCUUCGCGGUCCCGAUGACCUGCGACGGCUGCGUCAAGGAUAUCUCAUCCUCCCUGAAAAAGGUCGAAGGAGUCAACAAAGUCGACGCGAAUCUUAAGGACCAGCUCGUAUUCAUCGAAGGCACCGCCGCGCCGAGCUCCAUCGUCACCGCCAUUCAAGCUACAGGUCGAGAUGCCAUUCUACGAGGCAGCGGGACAUCCAAUAGUACGUGUGAACUCAGGAAAUCAGGUCUACUCGAGCCGCCGCCCAGGCUAACCCGCACGGUGAUACGUCCGUAG